AUGAAGUUGAAACUGAUAGUGAAUGGUGGUGAAGCUCCCGAUGAUUACAAACUGCUAAGAACAACUGUGUCGACGGUCGCUUCACUGAGGAAAACGGCCGUGUUAAGGUUUACCAGUGAACGAUUGCUGAUAAUAUCCACGCCUCGAUCAUCUUCCAGCGGUAGUACUCUUUUGCAUGGUGAUACGGGGCAAUUAUGGUGCACUAUCCCACGAGACCUGUUUAAGCUGUACACUGUAGCCUCUGCUCGUGAACUGAAUACAAUCACCAUGGAGUAUAAAUGUGAUUCAUUGAUUAGCGUAUUCAAGCGCUAUGAUCGAAUAAUGAGCCAAGGAUGCUCAUCCGAUAUGACUAUUAAAUUACAAUCGAUGCCCGAGUGGAACGUUGGACCGGCAAUUGCAAACCCUGGCGGCAUCAAAGCCAACCCAGUCUGUGCUUUGGGGAUCACUUUUGAAGAGCUUCUUCAUACAUCUAACGGGGGAAACGAUAAUGAGUACGAAGAUGGUUCGACGAAUUAUGGUACAAAAUUCACAAACAAUAAGACAGUCUUUCAUUCUUUUAAGAUACCAGUCAAGCUCUUAUUUAAAGCACAGGAUGCUCGAAUACAAGAACCUAUGAUCAAUUAUGCGCAAUUGAUGAUGUACAAAUUACCACCAUACUCUGGUGAAUUUGGGGCUGGAUUCUCGAAUUUCAUUAAAAGGGUCGAUCGGUUCACGAACGUUCGACAUAUAAGGCUGAGCGGCUUGAAACGAGAGAACGAAGUUGGGAACGAGGAUGCGCAAUUGAAGAUCAUUGUCAAUGAACUGGACUGGAACUUAGAGAUUUGUUGGAACGGUCCAUUGGACUCUGUUAUGCAGCAAACGACCCCAAGUCAAACGGAAAACGAGCAAGUGCAAGCCGCUGAUGAUGACUUAAGGAUAGAGGAUAGUACGAUGAGUGGUGCCAAUCCACAGGAUAUAGAUGUUGAACUAGUAGAUGUCUCAGCAAUGGUACAACGUGCGGAGCAAGAGAACCUUUCUGUGAAUGAAGUAUAUAUGCGAUGCAGGGAUUGGAAAGUUUGUCACAAGUUAUACGGAGCAUUUGAAGAAGUAGUGUUGGCUAUUUCGCAUGACGAAUCGUGCGUAUUGCAUUGCUCAUUAGACCGCGGAGGUUCUGACGAAGGUGAAGAGGUUGGUGAAGCUAAGGAGAGGGGUCAAAUCAUAUACUAUAUUGCGAGAUCAAAACCGUUAUAA
Molecule: messenger RNA, 1230 nt
Organism: Torulaspora delbrueckii
Lineage: Eukaryota; Fungi; Ascomycota; Saccharomycetes; Saccharomycetales; Saccharomycetaceae
Gene: MEC3
Product: Mec3p
Exons: 1
Coding region: 1-1230 (409 amino acids)
Biological process (GO): mitotic DNA replication checkpoint signaling; nucleotide-excision repair; meiotic DNA integrity checkpoint signaling
Cellular component (GO): checkpoint clamp complex; site of double-strand break
Source: RefSeq, a predicted model, not a curated record